Xenopus laevis (African clawed frog) is the source of this 1266-nucleotide messenger RNA. RefSeq names its product retention in endoplasmic reticulum sorting receptor 1 S homeolog (gene rer1.S). NCBI's taxonomy places the organism in Eukaryota, Metazoa, Chordata, Amphibia, Anura, Pipidae. The transcript is spliced from 7 exons. Gene Ontology annotation, biological process: retrograde vesicle-mediated transport, Golgi to endoplasmic reticulum; protein retention in ER lumen. The record is from RefSeq and is a predicted model, not a curated record. Gene Ontology annotation, cellular component: membrane; Golgi membrane; endoplasmic reticulum. The coding region runs from base 16 to 885 and encodes 289 amino acids.
UGUUUGUCACACUAAAUGGUGGCAUGGCAUAUAUUAAUGAAAAUCAUAGAAUCUCCUGACAGCUCUGCUGCUGUGUUGCCCAGGAAACCCCAGCAAGAGGAUGUGAGCAAACAAGUCAGGCCAAAACCCGCCAAUCCGAUGCGAGGUCAUCGCGCAUUCGGUUUACGCUACUUCCGGUGCCGGUGGGCUGGGAUAGUGACGUGUACUGAUCGGGAGUUCUCAGUUCCGACUCGGGCAGGACCUAGAAGAAACAUAAUGUCAGAAGGAGAUAGCGUUGGUGAGUCGGUUCAUGGAAAACCUUCAGUGGUGUUCCGGUUCUUUUCGAGGUUUGGACAGAUUUACCAAUCAUUUCUAGACAGAUCCACACCAUAUGCAGCAGUACGAUGGGCGAUGACACUGAGCCUUAGUUUAAUUUACAUGAUAAGGGUGUAUAUACUACAGGGUUGGUACAUAGUGACAUAUGCCUUGGGUAUUUACCACCUAAAUCUGUUCAUAGCAUUCCUAUCUCCAAAGGUAGAUCCAUCUCUAAUGGAAGACUCAGAUGAGGGACCUUCAUUACCCACUAAACAAAAUGAGGAGUUUCGGCCAUUUAUCAGAAGACUGCCUGAAUUUAAAUUCUGGCACUCGGCAACAAAAGGAGUUGUCGUUGCAAUGGGAUGCACUUUCUUUGAUGCUUUUAAUGUUCCUGUGUUUUGGCCCAUCCUCGUUAUGUAUUUUAUCAUGCUUUUUUGCAUCACCAUGAAAAGACAGAUAAAGAUCGCGCUCAAAUACUCAAAAUUUCUUGUAUUACACCAAAAAAUAAAAACAGCAGGAACCAGGCACACGUUUGUUUUUUCCAACUGUAAAUCUAUCCUAAAACAACUGGACUUGCUGAGUAAUCAUUGAAGACGUUUCACUACUCAUCCGAGCAGCUUCUUCAGUUCAUGUAUCCAUCCAAUUAGAUAUACCAUGACCUGGAUGAAUGAAAAUCUUCAUAAUCCUAUUUCCAACUGUAAAAAUUUUUUUUUCUUUUUCCCUUACUGUGACGAGGUCUCAAGUCUGGUAUAUAGAUUUUAUUAUAAUUAUUAAAAUUGUAUGUACAGAGCCAGAGGCAUUUAUAUGUAAUACUCUUGCCCUUGAGUGAAGGAGAGUGCUUUGUUUUGAGUUAACCAUGUUAUUAAUGUUGAAAUGUGGCAGCUAAUGAAGAACUAUAAUUCUGUUGCAAGUUGCUUCGUACAUGAGAGUGUUUUGAAAUAUUCAUAAAUAUUGACUUGUUUUGUUACUGUC